AAUGUAUUUUUCAUUAUGUUUCCAUCAGGACAGCAAGCUGAUGUCAUUGACACUACCAAAGUCUACAGAGACUGCAGCCAGCUGCCCAGCAACAGUCCAAGUGGUCUGUAUGUUAUUCAGCCCAAAGAUACCCACCCCUUAAUGGUGUAUUGUGAAAUGAACACAACUGGCGGUGGCUGGACUGUCAUCCAGAGGAACAGAGGUUCUGGUGAGCUGACCUGGGAUGAAUCCUGGACAACCUACAAGUAUGGCUUUGGGAACAUUCUGCAGGACCACUGGUUGGGGAUGGAGUACAUCUACAAAAUAGCAUCACAGACAAUCUAUGAAAUCCGUUUUGUUAUCUAUGAUGCAUCAAACAAUACGAAGUAUGCUGAUUAUAAUAUGUUCUUAGUGGAUAAUGAAACAAAUGGCUACAAACUGAGAUUGGGCAGCUACUUCGGGACUGCAGGAGAUGGCAUGACUGUACCAGAAGCCAACAAGCUGCAUGACAAUAGAAAGUUCUCCACCAAGGAUAAGGAUCAGGACAAUAAUAGUGGCAACUGUGCAAGUGGUUAUGGGGGAUGGUGGUAUGAUGCAUGUUUUGCCUCAAAUUUAAAUGUAAAGAGUGGCCUGACCUGGCACAAUCUCUGCACAAAAUGCAUGGGGUCUAUCAUCCUGAUUCGGCCAUCCAGUAUAUGCAGAGGUGCAUAAAGAGAAAAGUAGUGGAGUGGUUUGAAGCUCAUGAAGAGGCUGAAAGUAAACACUCGCCAGAUGUUUACC
Erpetoichthys calabaricus (reedfish) is the source of this 759-nucleotide messenger RNA. RefSeq names its product fibrinogen-like protein 1-like protein. The record is from RefSeq and is a predicted model, not a curated record. The coding region runs from base 16 to 690 and encodes 224 amino acids. NCBI's taxonomy places the organism in Eukaryota, Metazoa, Chordata, Cladistia, Polypteriformes, Polypteridae. The transcript has 3 exons.